Symbiodinium sp. CCMP2456 is the source of this 1549-nucleotide messenger RNA. Lineage: Eukaryota; Dinophyceae; Suessiales; Symbiodiniaceae. The record is from the annotation of a GenBank genome assembly.
AUGCGUAUGGACACGCAACUGCUAGCCACCUGGGCCGAAAGAAAACCUCUCGGCGUCACCCUCCCGGCGAUCCUCGCCGCAGCAUCGACCGAAGACGUCCGGCAAUUCCUCCACCAGCGCCGCACACACACCGGAAUCUUUGCUAGCCGGCCUGCUAUCGAUGAAACCAAGUGGCUGCGUUUCUACCGCUCGCCCAAGUUGCUAGAGCGGAAGUUGCUAGCCGAGCUCGGCGUCCCGGAAGACGCGGCCAUCAACGAUAUCCUCGACGCUCUCCGCAACCCUAGCAAGUCGGACUUGUGGGCGGUGAAUGGCGCCUUCGCCACAAUCGUCGGCGCCUUCCUCCAACCCGAUCGCCGCCUACACGAAAAGCUGAUUGAAGAAACCUUCUCUGCUGCGGACGAAGACGAAGGCCCUCUCGAUAUCACCCAACCGGCCACGGCGUUCUACUUCUGGGUGUACCUGUCUUGUUGGCUUAAGUACGGCGUCACGCCGUGGGACCUGCUGCGUCGAGUCAGCCGCGACGGCAAACCCGCGGAACAGGCAGCGCGGCAGCUGGUGCGGCUCGACGGCGCCGUGUUGGGCACGGCGACGGUCCUGCGCUGGGCGCGUGCCGACGGCGCCCGCGGCGCCUACCGCCACAAGAAGCUCCGUAAGUGGGCCACCCAAGCCCCGUUCGACAAAGAGAAGGCGCCAAACCAAGUCGUCAAGAUCGUUGCCGCGCGGAUCUCGAAUCUCUCCGAGCUCCUCGACGAGCGCCUAAAAGUUCCCGACCUACGCGCCCUCUUCGACGCGUGCCCGCAAACGGCGGAUUUGCAAGCGUACCUGACCAACUCAACCGACGACGAUUUUGGUCGGGCGAUCCGGCGCGUCCGCCAGCAAUUCGGCACGCGACCCAAACCGGACAGAUCGAGCAUCGCAUCCGUCCGGGAGCGCCGCCGUUCCGAAGGCGCCGCACCGCAGGCGGGCGACGUGGCGGGUGAUCUCAGUAACACACCCCCCUCUAUCCCCAAAAUCCCGUCGUGCGAUCUGACGACGGGCGGCGAGGACUGGCUCGACUUCGCGCUGUAUGUAAACCACACGGGAUUCAAAGAGCUAGCAGAACGCCUCGAUAAGGCCAGGCAGCUAGCGGAGCUAGGCGGCGUGGCUCGCCAAGAGCUAGGGGGCCAUACCUAUUUGAUCGGCACCGGCGCCGCGACCGGUAAGGGGAGGAAGCGGGUUCACUACCGCUGGCGAUUGCAGGCCGACAACGGGCUCACGAUUCUGCUGAUGAAUCGCGAGAAGCGGCACGAGACGAUGCCCAACGCGAUAGCGACGGCAAGAUCGGGGCUGCUCAUGGCCGAGGGCCCGGAGAGGGUCUGGCAGCAAAUCCAGAACGCCCUCGAAGACCUUGGCGCCAAACUUGUCGCCAACAAGCUCUCGCGCGUAGACCCCUGCACCGACCUGCUGGACGUCGGCGUCGAGCGGUUCGUAGGGCCGUACACCGAGAAGCACUACGUCACUCGUGCGCGAACCGGUGCGGACUACACCAAUGAAGAAGAGUUCACCAACC